Molecule: messenger RNA, 1537 nt
Organism: Rhododendron vialii
Lineage: Eukaryota; Viridiplantae; Streptophyta; Magnoliopsida; Ericales; Ericaceae
Exons: 10
Coding region: 333-1262 (309 amino acids)
Cellular component (GO): chloroplast
Source: RefSeq, a predicted model, not a curated record
CCAACAAAAAAAAAAAGAAACGAAGAAAAGAAGAAGGAAGAACAAAAGAUUCAAAAGAACGAUUGGAAGAACUACCACCAAAUCGGCUCAUCAUCCUGAUCCAGUUCUUCGAUUGCGCUCGUUUCAUCUCCUAAUCGCUUAUUCUCCGUCCACAGGAAAUCUUUAUUACUCAAUCUAUACUCGACUUUAUAUGGGCCAACUUGAUCCAUAAAAAGUAGAGAGGGCAAAAGGGUCUGAUAACUCAGCGCUAUCCGAAGACGGAACAAACGGUUGGAUUACCGGAAACGGCAGAAAAGAAGCGCGGUUUACCGAAGGGAGGCUGAAUUCCGUCAAUGGCGGCCGGUUCACUUUCUUCAAGCUUCUCUCUCUACAAUUCCGGCUACUAUACGCCUCGUAAUUCACGAGGCUAUGGUAAUAAUAAUGCCUCGGCCACGUUCAAUUUCAGAAAGCGUUCUCUCACCUGUUUCUCAUCCAAGAACAAGCCCAACUUCGUCGACCAAAUUCUUGACUACAUUGAAGGAGGGCCUAAGUUAAGGAAAUGGUAUGGGGCGCCUGAUCGCCUCCCUAAAGAUGGGUCUGUUUUGGAAGAAGAUGAUAAAUUUUCAGGCACAGAAAAAGAUGAAGUCAGGGAUGCAGUUCUAGUAACUGAUGGAGAUAAUGACAUUGGCCAGAUGAUAAUAUUGUCGUUAAUUGUCAAACGAACUCGGGUUAAAGCAUUGGUGAAGGAUAAAAGAUCUGUUGUUGAAGCCUUCGGAACUUACGUUGAGCCAAUGGCUGGAGAUACAAAUGACAGGUCAUUCCAGAAGAAGGCUCUAAGAGGUGUUCGUGCAAUAAUAUGCCCAAAUGAAGGUUUCUUAUCCCAAGUUGAGAGUCUAAAAGGAGUAGAACAUGUGAUUGUAUUAUCCCAGUUAUCUGUCUAUAGAGGUACCGGUGGGAUUCAAGCGAUUAUGAAUAGUAAAGCAAGAAAACUGGCAGAGCAAGAUGAGUCAAUUGUAAUGGCUUCAGGAAUUCCUUACACCGUUAUCAGAGCAGGCUCGUUGCAGAAUACUCCUGGCGGGAAGCAAGGUUUUAGUUUUAAACAGGGUAGCGCAGCACAGGGACGUCUUAGCAAGGAGGACGCUGCCUUCAUUUGCAUGGAAGCGCUUGAUGCGGUCCCAAAAAGAGGACUAGUAUUUGAGGUGGUUAAUGGUGAAGAGAAGGUUUCGGACUGGAAAGAGUGUUUUGCAAUGUUGAUGGAGAAAGCUGAGCAGCAGCUUCAAUGAAAUUGUGAAUGUCAAUGAAUAAGGGGUACUUGAAGUUAAUAUUUAUUUUGUUGGUUGCAUGUUCAUCUAUUUUGGGAAGACUGGUGUUCUUUACCCUUGUACAAUGCCCAUCUUUCCAUUGUGACCCUCCACGUUUUAAUUUGUGUAUUUACCAUUGACCUUAGAUUAUUAGACCCGAUGUGACGAUACUGAUUUGCAACUGCGAUUGAAAUGUAAUUCCGUACCCAUAUCUUUGUAUCCCUAUUCCAAAUGCGAUUGAAUUCUAAUUAUCCGUA